This is a messenger RNA of Condylura cristata (star-nosed mole), 392 nucleotides long. RefSeq names its product cytochrome P450 4A11-like. Gene Ontology annotation, molecular function: oxidoreductase activity, acting on paired donors, with incorporation or reduction of molecular oxygen; monooxygenase activity; heme binding. The record is from RefSeq and is a predicted model, not a curated record. NCBI's taxonomy places the organism in Eukaryota, Metazoa, Chordata, Mammalia, Eulipotyphla, Talpidae. The annotation marks the transcript as partial. The transcript is spliced from 4 exons.
GGUACUGUCUGCUCCUGCUGAACGGGCAGCCGUGGUUCCAGCACCGGAGGAUGCUGACCCCAGCCUUCCACUACGACAUCCUGAAGCCCUACGUGAGGCUCGUGGCCGACUCUGUGCGCGUGAUGCUGAUGCCCUACACCACCAUGUGCAUCAAGGAGUCGCUGAGACUCUACCCGCCGGUGCCCGGUAUUGGCAGGGAGCUCAGCAAGCCCAUCACCUUCCCUGAUGGACGCUCCUUACCGAAAGGAUUCACAGUGUCACUCUUCAUUUAUGGGCUGCACCACAACCCAAAGAUGUGGACAAACCCAGAGGUGUUUGACCCGUCCAGGUUUGCUCCUAAUUCUGCUCGGCACAGCCACGCUUUCCUGCCCUUUUCGGGCGGGUCACGGUGA